Messenger RNA from Daldinia caldariorum, 840 nucleotides. RefSeq lists its product as uncharacterized. The transcript has 4 exons. Bases 1 to 840 code for a protein of 279 amino acids. NCBI's taxonomy places the organism in Eukaryota, Fungi, Ascomycota, Sordariomycetes, Xylariales, Hypoxylaceae. The record is from RefSeq and is a predicted model, not a curated record.
AUGAGGUUCGGCCAGUUGUCCUAUAUUGCUGCACUGGUAGGAAGUCGGCUUGUUGCCGGUGAUGGAGAGGCUCAUGGAGAAGGUCUUGAAGGCUCCAUUAUGGGACCCGUAGCCUUCCUUUGGCCUAAUGACAGGCCGUGGUCCGCUUCGACGGACAAUAUUGGACCUUGUGGAAGCUCCAGCGGUGUAUCUAACAGAACGGCAUUCCCUCUCACUCAGGGAACUGUUGCCCUAUCAAUCGCCGACGAAGCCUGGAACGUCAACUUCUCCAUUGCAUAUGAUAAUACACCCACUAUCCAGAGGCAGUUCUCUCAGCAAGUCGUCAGCGAUGUGACAGAGAUUGAACCGGGUCACCAAUGCUACAAGAUUGCCGAUAUCCCGAGCACCGUCUCCGCGGGAACUAAUGCCACAAUCCAACUGGAGUAUUGGUCAAACGUCGACAAUGAGCUCAAUGGUAGAAAUCAGACUUUCUACGCCUGCGCCGACAUUACCUUCGUCGAGGCUAAGGAUAUGACGAUCCAACCUCCCUGCUUCAACGUAACAGCAACAGGUUUCGAAUCCGGAGACUCAUCGUCGACUUCUACCCCGGCAGCCAGUGCCACGAAUGCCGUCUCCGACUCAAACGUAGCUCCUAGCUCGGGCUCAGCUGGUGACGGUCUAUCCGGCGGUGCAAAGGCAGGCAUUGCUGUCGGUGUAAUCGUAGCUUCUCUUGCGAUUGUAGGUGCCAUUGCCUUCGUGCUCCUCCGCAGGCGUAAGACCCAGACCCUCGACCAUGAAGCAUUGGCCACCGCUUCAAAGAACCAACCUGAAGUUGCUUCGGUAAGCAGUCAAAGGCGCUAA